Messenger RNA from Fusarium fujikuroi IMI 58289, 1314 nucleotides. Its product is annotated as probable ASP3-1-L-asparaginase II. Lineage: Eukaryota; Fungi; Ascomycota; Sordariomycetes; Hypocreales; Nectriaceae. The record is from RefSeq and is a predicted model, not a curated record. The coding region runs from base 1 to 1314 and encodes 437 amino acids. The transcript has a single exon. Gene Ontology annotation, molecular function: asparaginase activity.
AUGCCCAGCUUUAAACGGCUUCACGGCCGCGCCUUGGUUGCUACUGCUCCGGUUUACUGCUCCGGACCAGCUGCUUCGUCGACCAUCAAGAUGACCCCUUCAACGGCUUCUUGGACAACUUACCUGUGGCGAAUCAUCCUGAGUGUGUUGGCCCCUUCAACGGCGCUGCUCCAGUUCGGUUCGUGGGCCGCUUCAGUCUUGGGUCCUCCUGUUCACGAGCUGUAUCUUCAACCACACUUCUCCGCACUGCAAAAGGCGCCAAUACAGACAGGCAUUCCCUUUGAAAUCUCAACUACCCCUGAGUUCAACUGCUUCAGUCCGAACCUUCCAAAUAUCACCAUCUAUGCGACAGGGGGCACCAUCGCUGGAUCUGCUAGUUCCGCUGACCAAACGACGGGAUAUCAAUCAGCUGCGCUGAGUGUCCAAUCCCUCAUUGAUGCGGUGCCACAGCUGUGCAAUGUUGCCAACGUGAGAGGCGUCCAAUUCGCCAACACAGACAGUAUAGACAUGAGUUCAGACAUGUUACAGGCUUUGGCGGAGCAAAUCCAGGCCGAUCUCGACAAUCCAUCUACACAGGGCGCUGUUGUGACGCACGGAACCGACACUCUGGAUGAGUCGGCUUUCUUCCUCGAUCUCACGAUCCAGAGCGAUAAGCCCGUGGUUGUGACGGGUUCUAUGCGUCCUGCAACGGCUAUAAGCGCUGAUGGACCCAUGAAUUUGCUGUCUUCAGUGACUUUGGCUGCUAAUGAGAAUGCCAGAGGCAGGGGAGUCAUGAUUGCCAUUAACGACCGCAUCGGAUCUGCUCGCUUCACGACAAAGGUGAACGCCAACCACCUCGACGCUUUUCAAGCUCCUGAUAGCGGCUUGUUGGGAACAUUUGUCAAUAUCCAGCCAGUCUUCUUUUACCCGCCAUCACGGCCCCUGGGCCACCACCAUUUCAAAUUACCGUCCCGACCUCCAUCGGCAGCAGCACUGCCUCAAGUGGACAUACUCUACGCUUACCAGGAGCUCAGUGUUGGCAUGUUCAAGGCAGCUGUUGAUCUCGGCGCACGAGGCAUCGUCCUCGCAGGCCUUGGUGCUGGAUUCUGGACUUCCAAGGGCACUGAGGAGAUCCGACGCAUAGUCCGUGAGACCAAGAUCCCCGUGAUAGUGAGCCGUCGACCAGAAGGCGGUUUCGUGGGACCCUGUCAGGCAGGAAUCGGAGCUGGUUUCCUCAACCCCCAAAAAGCGAGGAUCCAGCUCCAACUCGCGCUUGCGGCCAAGAUGGACAACGACGCCAUCCGAGCUCUUUUUGAGCACGCGGGAGUGCACUAA